UCUGGUCUCCCCUCCCUCAUGUCGGCUUUGCGGGAGCUCCGGGCGCACGGGCGCUCGCUGGUGGCGCGUCUCCCGGCUCUCUCGCUUGAUUAGGGAAUUUGAAAGUCCGGAGGACGGCCCCAGCGCUGGACGGCGCAGAACUGUGUCUGUCUCUCGCCUCUCCCGGGAGCCACGCGAGGCAGUUGCCUGAUCGCUUUGGCUCGGGCAGAUCUGGGGAAGCCAGCUCCACUAGGGCGCCAGGGAUUAGCGACAGAUUAGAUGACAAAAUCAGUAUCACGAGAUGCCUGGGUGGAUGUUACAAACUUCUUUGUCAGAUUUAAGUGUUUAUGACUAACAUUAGGAUUGCUAACCAUUAUGACAUCUGCCGCAUCAGUGAUGCCUUCACGUCUCAUGUGAACGGGGCUUUCGAACACCUGUUCAUCGUAGCUGAGAGCGAGAGGCUGGUCCUGUGAAUAGUUUCCAUGCAGCCUGUGAUGAGCCAUCCUCUGAGGCAGAAGCUCCCCGUUUGAGACCUCAAGAGCUCCCGGCUCUUGUCGACCUCAGCCUGAACUCUGGGAUGCCCCUCUGAGCUGGUCAUAUGUGCAGACUGCACCCAUCAAGCCCAGAGCCCAGAGCAUUGCAGGUGUGCUGGAUUGUUUAAACAGACUUAUUAGUCUUUGUCGAACCCCUGAGGACCUGCACUGGCCAGUAUAUUAGGAACACCUUCACCCACCUCCAGUCAGAAGAACAGGUGAUCUCAGUGGCAGGCAGUGCUCUGGUGGCUUCAGGAACCCGAGACAGAAUUCCAUCUCCUUCUCUGGCCAGAUUGGCCCCCAAGAAGCCAAACCUUUUGGAGCAGGAGCGUCCAUGAACCUAAUCGUGCCAGAUAAGCGGGCAGGGAAUUUGGGGGACUGCUGAGGGAUAUGUGUGCCCUUCCUGCUCGGGCUGCAGAGGCCCAGGGGUUCCUCCCGUAACAGCUGGUGAGAGCUUGAAACCUGCGGAGUCGGAGUCCCUCAGCCGGCCAGUCCCCUGUGCGCGGAGCCCUGACGGACAGCGGUCUGGAUGUGCUGCUCCGCGGGCUGGGCGGGACCACCCCGGGGGGAGACCGGCCAGAACGCCCCACCCUCCCCAGAGCCGACGCCGGGUCUGUGGAGUCAAGCCAGUUUUCCCGUCCCUCGGGUGGCAGGUCCCUGAUGCGGUCGGCGCCCCCCCGAUGGCCGUGUUCACCGGAGAGGGCUGGUCACGGAACGGGUCGGAUCCCGGCCCGGACCCGGCGGCCAACGCCACAGUGCCGCCGGACCACUACCGCAACUACUACGCCAUGUUCUACUCCCUGCUCAUCCUCGCCAUCAUCUUCGGGAACGUGCUGGUGUGUCUGGCCGUGCUGCGGGAGAGGGGCCUGCAGACCACCACCAACUACCUGGUGGUCAGCCUGGCCGUGGCCGACCUGCUCGUGGCCUCCCUGGUCAUGCCCUGGGUGGUCUACCUGGAAGUUGUAGGAGGCGACUGGAUGUUCAGUAGAAUGUACUGCAAUAUUUUUGUGACUCUGGAUGUCAUGAUGUGCACAGCCAGCAUUUUAAACCUCUGUGCAAUCAGCAUAGACAGGUACACGGCGGUGGUGAUGCCCGUGCUCUACAACACCACCCACAGCUCCCGGAGGAGAGUGUCUGUCAUGAUAGCCGCCGUCUGGGUUCUCGCCUUUGCUGUCUCGUGCCCUCUCCUCUUUGGCUUUAACACCACAGAUGAUCCAAGUAUUUGUUCUAUAUCAAACCCUGAUUUUGUGAUUUACUCCUCGGUGGUGUCCUUCUACUUGCCCUUCGUGGUGACUCUGCUGGUCUACAUCAGGAUCUACAUCUUUCUGAGGAAGAGGAGGAAGCGUAUUGCUUUCAGGAAGGCCAGCGGGAACACCAAGUCAGAGGGCUACCCCCAGUCCGCGGAGACGUGUCUGCACACAGAGGGAGCAAAGGAGUCCUUAUCCAGAGAAAAAGUGGAUCUGUCUCCCAUAAAAAUUAAAGUGGAGAGCGCCGGGGCGCCCGCCCGCGGCGGCGACCCCCUGCUGCUGAGCUCCUGCCUGCGGAGGAAGAGGCAGAAGACCGCCCCCUCGGAGAACAAGCUCCUGCCCCCGCCGGACCUGCACAACUACUGCAGCAUCAGCCAGGCCUCCUUCGCCAGGACGGAGAACGAGCCGGAGGCCGGGGAGGAGCUGGAGGGGGCGGGCGGGCCCAAGAGGGCCUCGGAGGUGAAGAACCUGCCCAAUGGCGAGACGCGGAUCACGCUGAGACCCGCCCCCAGGCGCCGCAACAUGCAGCUCAGGGAGAGGAAGGCCACGCAGAUGCUGGCCAUCGUCCUGGGUGUCUUUCUUGUCUGCUGGCUACCCUUUUUUGUGACACACAUCCUGAACACUCACUGCAAGUCCUGCUAUGUGCCUCCUGAAGUCUACAGCGCCACCACCUGGUUGGGCUAUGUAAACAGCGCUCUGAACCCUGUCAUAUACACGACGUUCAACAUUGAGUUCAGACGAGCCUUCAUCAAGAUCCUUACAUGCUAACGAGCAACCAAGCUGCUUUCUCAUCAUGCUUGUGGCCUCGUUCUAACGUUAUGGAAAUACACAAAGACAAAUCAUUUUCUAAUGUGUAAAUUGUGUGAAGGUAGUGGCAGCUGUUCUGCUGUAACCUGAGAAGCUCAAAUGCUAAAAAUAACUGAAUUGAAAAACCGAAGAGGAAGAUAGCAAGGUCUCAAGAGAUUUUGCCUUCAGAGAAAACAAGGAAACUUUGUAUGUAUGUAAAUCACCUGGCAUAACAAGUUAUUGCAUGGCUUUACAUAUAUUUUAUAUUCUUUACAUAUGUUGCCAUCAGUGGAUUUAAAAAAAAAUACCCAUGUAAAAUGAGGGGUAGGUUUUUUUCUUCUUCUAACAAGGAUCAGAAAGGAAUUUCCCAGUCUUUUUUUUUUUUUUGGAAAUCCUCUUUACGGCACUAUCUCCUUCUUCCAUCCAGUCGUUUACUUUCCCGAGCUCCACAUGAAGACCUACGCAGUGAGCAGCAUCACUUUCAUAAUCUCCUUGCAAAGCAGGGGGCCUCUGGAACCAUUCGCCUGACAAAAGAAAAGCUGUUUGACGUUUAACUGCGGAGAACUCCUGGCUUUGGUGCUGUCAGGCUUCUGCAGUGCUCUGCUCACUUCAAGUCUUUACGCCGAGGGUGGUGGGAGAGUGGAACAAGAUGGUCAGUCAUACCCUGGAUGCCCUGGAUUCUUUCAAGAAACAGCUGGAUGAGAUCCUUGGCUCAAGUACCAAAUGGGCUAGAUGGGCAGAAUGUCCUUCCCCUCAUCUGUAUCUCUUCUUAUAUCCCCUUUCAAACUCUGCAUUUUACCUUACCGUACCUUUCUAGCACAUAAAGCACAGCAGAGUGGCGGGCUGCUCCAUUAAACCUGGCACGGGUUUGUGACGCGAGCCGUUUGGCCGGCUUGAACCCGAGCCGUCAGAGUCUGGCGCCGGGCAGCGCCACGGGAGACGGCAGUCGCGGUGCGAGACGACUGCCAGCGUGCCCAGAGGUGUGACGGGCUCCCCUGCCCACGCCCCCUCCCUCAGCUGGCAGAAGAGCCAGCCUGGCACCUGCCACCGGGCUUCAGCGAUCAUUAACGAGGCCGCGGAGGUUAGCGCAGCCGGAGGCGGGAGCAGCGCGGCGCCGGAUCUCCUUGCGGAAGGUGGAUGUCGGUGAGGGGGCUGCACAGCUCGAACUAAGCCGGGGGGGGAGGUUAAUCGUUCACUCCUUAGCCUGAGCUGUGGUUUCCUGUUAACAGCGCCGAAGGUCUGUUAAAUGGUAAUGUCACACAGGAGCAAAUAGACUUCUGACACAGAUGGAAGACAAGGGACCUGCUGUGACCUGUAACUGAUCAAUAUUUUAAGCAUGCGGCGCUCGUUCAUUUAUUAUGUUUUGUGCAUUCAGAAGACGAACAGCUUCGUAGAUAAAAAAAAAUGGAAUUAAGAAUUAAGCUCUUGGUAUAUUUGAAUUCCUCACGUUUUAUUUCUCUCUCUUGCUGUGAGAACACUGUAAUAUUAAAAACACUUUUAAUAUAAGAGGGAGAGAGGCAAUGAAUGCGUUUUCUUUGGAUUUGAUCAAAUCCCUCUCCAGUAUGUAAUGACAAGUUUGAAAGAGUUUGUUUUUGCGUCUAAAUGAGGAACUUUGCUUUCUGUUCUUUUCUGCUCUUUCUAUUUUUGUUUGCUUAAGAGACACCAGUAUCCAGGGCAACAUUAAACAAUUACAAAGUUUAUAUGAUAUCUGAGUACAAUGUGUGUACCUGUUGGCUUUUAUUCGAAUGUGGGUGAUGGCUAAUAUCAAAGGAAUAUAACUGGUGAUAAAAUGUAGCUUUAUGGAAUAAACUAGUGAUUAAAGCA
Messenger RNA from Lepisosteus oculatus (spotted gar), 4369 nucleotides. RefSeq names its product dopamine receptor D3 (gene drd3). Gene Ontology annotation, cellular component: plasma membrane. NCBI's taxonomy places the organism in Eukaryota, Metazoa, Chordata, Actinopteri, Semionotiformes, Lepisosteidae. Gene Ontology annotation, biological process: regulation of potassium ion transport; negative regulation of cytosolic calcium ion concentration; negative regulation of synaptic transmission, glutamatergic. The record is from RefSeq and is a predicted model, not a curated record. Gene Ontology annotation, molecular function: G protein-coupled receptor activity; dopamine neurotransmitter receptor activity, coupled via Gi/Go.